AUGGAAUAUAAAUAUCUCAUAUCAAGAGCAGAACUGAUAAAUGUAAAAAUAUUUGAAUGCUUAAGCAGACUAAUAUGUAGUGCUGUAAAGAAAUUUUUUAUCAUUACAGAAACAUUUGUUCAGCCAUUCCAGAAAAAGUACCCAUACUACCACAGGAGGUUUAACCGAGUACCAACAAUUGAUCAGUGUGAUGUAAAUGAAACAGCCUGUAUAUACGAAGCACAGGAACAAUGGAAAAGAGACAAAAUGGUGGACAGUAAAAUUGUAAGAAUAUUAAAAGAUCGUUAUAUAGAUUGUAAUUACUAUGAGGGAGAAGAUGCUCCUGUUAAGUGUGCAUCCAUAGCAGCAGUGAGUGAAGAGGCAGCUACAAACUGGUUUAUAAAAUGUACGUAUUCAUUAUCACUGAACUAGUAUAUAUAUUUGUUU
Mytilus trossulus (common blue mussel) is the source of this 426-nucleotide messenger RNA. Its product is annotated as NADH dehydrogenase [ubiquinone] 1 beta subcomplex subunit 10-like. NCBI's taxonomy places the organism in Eukaryota, Metazoa, Mollusca, Bivalvia, Mytilida, Mytilidae. The coding region runs from base 1 to 411 and encodes 136 amino acids. The transcript is spliced from 3 exons. The record is from RefSeq and is a predicted model, not a curated record.